Messenger RNA from Hydractinia symbiolongicarpus, 1112 nucleotides. RefSeq lists its product as uncharacterized. NCBI's taxonomy places the organism in Eukaryota, Metazoa, Cnidaria, Hydrozoa, Anthoathecata, Hydractiniidae. The transcript is spliced from 3 exons. The record is from RefSeq and is a predicted model, not a curated record. Bases 200 to 880 code for a protein of 226 amino acids.
GGCCAUGAUUUUUUUCAUACUAGCUACUAGCUGUGUAAACACAACACAUAAUAAAGCGCUUUAUUGAUGGAUACAAAUACUUAUUUUUUAUCCCAGUCGCUAGGGAGGAUUACAAAACUAUAAAGCAAUAGUUGUUUGUAUAAGAACGAAAACAGUGCGGCUUUCUUAUUAUCAAGUGCUGCUGUAACUGGAACACUGAAUGCAACGUAAAUACUUCGACGCAAUGGAACACUUUAUGGUUUUCAUCUUCGUGGCUUUUGGGCAGAUCAUAAUAUCGCAAGCAAUAUCAGCAAAUCAAUCUCUGCUUAUCACGUUGACAAAAGAGGGAUCCACUCCGUUCCUAUUGUCUGAUUUGGCAAAGGUUGCUGACGCCGUAACUAAAUGUGUCAAACCGGAAGGAAUAUGUCAUCACGAGGACGUCAUUGAAAAUCAGUACCACUCCACAAUCAAAAUCACUCUGCAGAAUAAUGGUACAGACUUUUCAGCUGUCGGCAUUUCAAUAUCGCAACGUAUUCGAACCAAUCGCUUCAAACGGGAUAUGUCACAACAUAGAACAUAUCCAACAUUGAGGGUGAAAAUAUUUAUACGAAGCGAUGAAGGGUUGAACUUAAAGCAACUUGGGACAAGAAAAAUGCGUGAUUAUCUGAGCUACUUGAAAACAAUGCAAAAAAGGCUGUUAAAACCUGUUAAGACAAAACCUGAUAAGGUAUCUACAGCACAGAAGAAGGAGGUUUCAAAACAUUGCAAGAUUUUUAAAAGAACCACUGUCCCAGAAAGAACAAUUUAUCGUGAAAAUAUGCAGCUUGAAAAUGGUGACAAUUGGACAGUUGAUAAGUGUUUAAAACGCAUUGCGUCUGUGUUUCAAUCCUGUACUGCGUAACAUGGCAUUCACGUGACACUUAUCAGUAAGCAAAAGACGGCAUAUGGCACGCAUGUGACUAAGCUUCUUUUAUGCACACAGCAUUGUGAUUCUAUUUGUCACAAUGCGCACUAUAAUGCACCCUACAUACGAGCAUUGGUGCUGAAAUUUAUGCAUCAAACUCUGUUUAUCGAAACGUUAAACGAAAUAUCUUUCAACAGUGUAACCUGUGCAAACAAACAAAAAAAUUGUA